CCUGGUGAGAGUCAGAGAGGUCCCAAGUAACAAUAUCCACCUGGACCACUGCCUCCCCCUCCACCCCAUGGUCCAGGUAGAAUUCCACCACCACCUCUUCCUCCUCCUUUCAGUCCAGGGAGAAUUCCACCACCACCCCCUCUUCCCACUCAUGGUCCAGGGAGAAUUCCACCACCCUCCCCUCCUCUUCCUUAUGUCUCAGGAUACAUACAGCCACCUUGCCAACCAGGAUCCUAUGGAACUGGACCUCCAUUGUCCCCUUACCACCAUAACUACUGCUUCUACUACCCAAAAUAUAACUUCCAACAGUACUUCUCAGAGACUUUUGCAUAA
This is a messenger RNA of Propithecus coquereli (Coquerel's sifaka), 333 nucleotides long. Its product is annotated as submaxillary gland androgen-regulated protein 3B-like. The record is from RefSeq and is a predicted model, not a curated record. Lineage: Eukaryota; Metazoa; Chordata; Mammalia; Primates; Indriidae. The annotation marks the transcript as partial. The transcript is spliced from 3 exons.